This is a messenger RNA of Scedosporium apiospermum, 897 nucleotides long. RefSeq lists its product as uncharacterized. NCBI's taxonomy places the organism in Eukaryota, Fungi, Ascomycota, Sordariomycetes, Microascales, Microascaceae. Bases 1 to 897 code for a protein of 298 amino acids. The record is from RefSeq and is a predicted model, not a curated record. The transcript has 3 exons.
AUGGCUGCCAUCUCCAUAGCUACAGCUCUGCUGGUAGUAUUUGCUUCUACUGCCGCAGGUUCUAGUGGGCCAAAACCCUUCGGAUUCUUCGUGAACAAUACGAUCUACCAGCCUGUAGGAGAUGAGAGUAUCACCUACCCGCGCUUUACUGAGCUAUCAGAUGGCACGAUUCUCGCAACUUGCUCUCUGUUUAAUCAUGAUCCUGCUUUCUUUCCCGUUUUUGAAAGCCAGGAUGGAGGUGCUAGUUGGGAGUGGGUCUCAGAUCUACACGAUACCCAGAAUGGUUGGGGGUUCCCGGCCCAACCCGCUCUCACCGAGCUGACCGAGCCGCUGGGCCGAUAUGACGCUGGAACAAUCUUGGCUUCAGGUAAUAGUUGGAGUAGUGAGGGUACGCGCAUCGAUCUUUACGCCAGCACGGACGGGGCGAGGUCGUGGGAGUUUGUCAGCCACAUCGCCCAAGGAGGUGCCCCCAAUACGACCAACGGUGCUGAUCCUAUUUGGGAACCGUACCUACUGGUUUACAAUCACUCUUUGAUCUGCUUCUACUCCGACCAGCGUGAUCCUGACCAUGGUCAGAAGCUCACCCACCAAAUCUCGACUGAUCUAGAGACAUGGAACUCGCCUGUAGACGACGUGUCUUACAAUGAGUAUCUGGCGCGUCCAGGAAUGACCGUUGUGGCUUGGAUCCCGCCCAUCGAGAAAUGGAUAGUUGUCUAUGAGUUCCCCGUUGGGAAUUCCAGCUCUCACGGAGCCAACUACCCAGUCUACUACCGUCUCGCCGAUACUCCCCUUGACUUCAGGUUCUCCGAGGGUCUUCCAAUCAUUAUCAACGAGGCGAAGGCGCCUAAUGCCAGUCCAGGGCUUAAGAAGCGCAAGUCCGGCAAGGCUUUACUGUAG